ACACAAAACAUUUUUUAAGGGAAUCAUUAUGUGGAUCCUGCACGACAUCAACACUCGAGACAUGUAUAUUUACAAUUUGAUGGAGUUAAUAGACAUAACAGGAUUAACAAAAGAAAGUUUAUUGAAGUAUAUUUAUAAAAAGGCGGGAAAUCAUAGCGCUAUUAUCAAAGACAUCGAAUAUUGUUAUUAUAAUCAAAUUGAAAAUAAGAAUCAUAAGCUUCUACUGCAAGAUCUAUUUGGUUUGAUAUGCGUUGGUAAACUUGAUGGGGAACUUCAUGUACAACGUUAUAAUUCUAUACUAAAGCAGUGGUACCAACCUCGUAAAAUUAUCGAUCGUUACCUUUCUUCGGCUAUCCAAAAUGGAACCAUAUUGAAUAACAUUUUUUACUAUUUGGUUAUUGAUAACAGUUGUCCAAAAAAUGUUCAACUCAAUUUAGCAAGUUUCAAUUUGUUAACAGAACAAAAUACUGUUCUAAGAAGUUCAGAGCAAUUGUUAAGGUGUAGUGCAAUGUGUGCAAGCCAAAAGUUUCUAUAUUUGUGUGGUGGCCAAAGAAAAGAUGGAUCUGUAUCAAAUCAGGUUGUGAGAUUUAAUCCGCGAAAGAAUUCAUUCAAGAUGCUUACUCAAAUGCCAACGAAAAGAUAUAAUGCAACCGCUAUUUUUGAUGAAGGGUAUCUGUACGUUAUUGGUGGUCGUAACAAGUCAGCGGAACUAGUUGAUGCGGUUGAAAUGUAUGAUGCUGGUACGAAAAAGUGGUCGAAGUUGGCACCGUUGAAUCCACCACGUGUAGGAUUUGGAGUAUCAGUUCUAGACAAUAACUUGUAUAUUGCUGGAGGAUUGAAAUACAGCAAGGGCCAAAGAAAAUAUUGCAGAAGUGUAAAAGUUUAUAAUCCGUUGUCGGAAAGAUGACAAUUAAUGGCCAGUAUGAAAAGAAAGAGGUUCGAGUUUUAUAUGGUUGUUUAUAAAGGAAAGUUGUUAGCUAUAGGAGGUACUAGAGAUGCUGAAACCGUUGAAAUAUAUGAUCCACAGAAAGAUAAAUGGCAAACAAAUGAUAAAUUAUCGAUGAAUUUUCGACUAGAUAGACCCAUCGUUACGCUGUACUGAUUUAAUUAGCUGUAAGUGUUACUUAACGAGUGUAUAAUAAGAAAAAGAAGUUCAUUUCCGUAUAAUGUUUUAGAGUAAUACAAAUUCGUUUACCUGAUCCAAUUCAUUUUAAUGAUAAUGAAAAACUAUUGGAAGAUAUUCUGUAAUGGAUGAAUGUAAUUUACAUAUUUUCAUUUGUACUUCGAGUUAAGCCGAGCAUUUAUUUAUUAAAGUUUUAUCGUAUUUCGUUUCACAACUAUCAACUUGCAAAGCGACUAAAAAUUUUGAUUAUACUUAGUUUUUUAAUACUGUCGUUGUUAACUAGACAAUGAUCUUUAUGAAUGUACAGUAUCUUAAAUUCGGCAUUAUCUCUCUUUAGUGGUACUUGAAACUUUAUUUUGAAAAAUUUCUCAAUCGUUAUCUCUUUAUAAAACUUUUUCAUGAUUACUAAUUUUUCAACAUUAAAACUUAUUUUAUCAGUAGAUAAAAAUGUAGUAUGCAUCGGGCAAACUGGAAACAAUGCUUGUGCGAUUAGCUGCUUAUCAAUUAAUCGCACUAAUAGUCAAAUUCCUCA
This is a messenger RNA of Phymastichus coffea, 1655 nucleotides long. Its product is annotated as kelch-like protein diablo. The coding region runs from base 29 to 907 and encodes 292 amino acids. The transcript is spliced from 6 exons. Lineage: Eukaryota; Metazoa; Arthropoda; Insecta; Hymenoptera; Eulophidae. Gene Ontology annotation, molecular function: protein binding. The record is from RefSeq and is a predicted model, not a curated record.